Messenger RNA from Polyodon spathula (Mississippi paddlefish), 4553 nucleotides. RefSeq names its product long-chain-fatty-acid--CoA ligase 3-like. Bases 220 to 2358 code for a protein of 712 amino acids. Gene Ontology annotation, cellular component: endoplasmic reticulum; lipid droplet; plasma membrane. Gene Ontology annotation, biological process: neuron differentiation; long-chain fatty acid metabolic process; long-chain fatty-acyl-CoA metabolic process. The record is from RefSeq and is a predicted model, not a curated record. The transcript is spliced from 15 exons. Gene Ontology annotation, molecular function: long-chain fatty acid-CoA ligase activity. NCBI's taxonomy places the organism in Eukaryota, Metazoa, Chordata, Actinopteri, Acipenseriformes, Polyodontidae.
UUUAGCCUGACUGUCUAGCCACUUCCGGCAGACAGGAGGCCGGCGUCAAGAGGCAAACAGUAUAAUUAUAUAUACACAUUAGAUUUUAAACAUCGUAGGGUUAUAUUAAUUAGUGAAACGACACGGGUUAACAUCCAGCAGGUAAACAACACGUUGCUACAUUGCUAAUCCAUCAGAACGCAGUAGAACCCGCUGUGCCUGCUUUAAUCAGUUGUAAGAAUGAAGUUAAAGGAAGAUCUCAACCCUUUUCUUUUACAAGUCUUGCACUUGAUAAUAUGGGUGUACUCUGCUGUAACUUUUCUGCCAUGGUACUUUCUGUCUGGAGCGAGUGAGAACCUUUCGCGGGCCAAGCGAGUUAAAGCGAGACCUGUGAAUAGCACCCCCGGGAGCCCCUACCGCUCUGAGAACAGUGUGCACUGCCUUGCCUCAGUGCUGUAUCCGGGCUGCGACACCUUGGACAAAGUCUUUGAAUUUGCCAAACACAAAUAUAAGGAAAGGGACUGUCUGGGAACUCGGGAGCUGAUCAGCGAGGAAGACGAGAUCCAGCCAAAUGGGAAAGUUUUCAAAAAGGUAAUCCUUGGCAAGUAUAACUGGCUGACGUAUGCAGAGACCUACCUUGCUGCUGCCCACUUUGGGAGUGGUCUGGCAGCGCUGGGGCAAAAGCCAAAGUCUAAUAUUGCCAUCUUUUGUGAGACAAGAGCCGAAUGGAUAAUUACUGCACAGGCCUGUUUCAUGUACAACUUCCCUCUUGUUACCCUGUAUUCAACCCUGGGAGGACCAGCUAUUGCACAUGGAUUAAAUGAAACUGAGGUCACUCACAUAAUCACCAGCAAAGAUCUGCUUCAAAGCAGACUGAAGGCAAUCCUGCUCCAGGUUCCGAGGUUACAGCACAUCAUCAUUGUUGAUGAUAAGCCAACUGCAUGGGCAGACUUUCCAAGAGGCGUAACGGUUCACAGUAUGGCAACGGUGCAAGCACUCGGGGCCAAAACACAAAACAUGUCCAAGCCUCCCAACCAGCCUGUACCUUCGGACAUUGCAGUCAUCAUGUACACUAGCGGAUCCACAGGGAUACCAAAGGGAGUGAUGAUUUCUCACAGCAAUCUCAUUGCUGGCAUAACAGGGAUGGCUGAAAGGAUUCCUAACCUCGGCAGGGAGCAGGAUACUUACAUUGGAUAUCUGCCAUUGGCCCAUGUGCUAGAGUUGAGUGCUGAGCUGGUCUGUGUAUCUCACGGAUGCCGUAUUGGCUAUUCAUCACCACAGACUUUAGCAGAUCAGUCAACCAAAAUCAAGAGAGGAAGCAAAGGAGACACAAGCGUAUUGAAGCCCACCCUGAUGGCAGCUGUACCAGAAAUUAUGGAUCGCAUCUACAAGAACGUUAUGACAAAAGUGGAAGAGAUGAACAGGGUACAGAGAACCCUCUUUGUUCUAGCAUACAAUUACAAAAUGGAGCAGAUUUCCAAAGGCUAUAGCACUCCACUGUGCGACAGUAUUGUUUUCCGAAAGGUGAGAUCUUUACUUGGUGGAAAGACCCGUGUGCUUUUGUCUGGUGGGGCCCCUCUGUCAGCAGCCACCCAACGAUUCAUGAAUAUCUGCUUUUGCUGCCCGGUAGGGCAAGGAUAUGGGCUCACAGAGACUUGCGGAGCAGGAACAAUUAGUGAAAUGUCAGACUACAGUACCGGCCGUGUAGGAGCUCCCUUGGUGUGCUGUGAGAUCAAAUUGAAGAACUGGGAAGAAGGUGGCUAUUACUGCACAAACAAACCUAACCCCAGGGGGGAGAUUUUAAUUGGUGGUCCAAAUGUCGCCAUGGGAUACUACAAAAAUGAAGUGAGAAACAAAGAAGAUUUCUUUGUGGAUGAAAAUGGCCAAAGAUGGUUUUGCACAGGAGACAUUGGAGAGUUUCACUCGGAUGGAUGCCUUAAAAUUGUCGACCGUAAGAAGGAUCUGGUAAAACUUCAAGUUGGAGAAUAUGUGUCUCUAGGAAAGGUUGAAGCGAUUUUGAAAAACUGUUCAUUAAUAGACAACAUCUGCGCAUACGCAAACAGCGAUCAGUCUUACGUGAUUGGCUUCAUUGUACCCAAUCAGAAGCAGCUUCUAGCCCUUGCAGAACUCAAGAAGAUACGUGGAACCUGGGAGGAGAUUUGCAACAACUCUGAGAUGGAGAAGGAGGUGAUAAGGGUGAUGGCUGAAGCUGCUGUUGGAGGCAAAUUGGAGAAGUUUGAAAUUCCAGUGAAAGUCCGCCUGAGUGCAGAGCCUUGGACCCCAGAGACCGGUCUGGUCACAGACGCCUUCAAGCUGAAAAGGAAGGCGCUCAAGACUCACUACCAGGAUGACAUUGAGAGAAUGUAUGGAGGAAAAUAAACCUCUCUGCGACACAGUCACACCCUGAUAUGACAAGCUCCGGUCCAACAGGAAAUACUUGAAUCGCAUUCUACACUUGAGACCAAAAAAAAGGGGGGGGCAGUGGUUAUCCCUCACCAGUGGUUGUCCCUCAUCUUUGUAACGCAGGAUUUCUGUCUUUCUGUGUGGAUGUAUUCACAGUCUUAUGUUGGUUGGGCAGGUUCAAGGCAAAGCUUUAUAAAAAAACAUUCAAAAGAAAUUAUCAUGACUUGUUACAAGAUUUAUUUUUAAAAGGAGACACUUUUCCAAGAAAACAACCAGAUGAUUUCCUCCUGAGCCUUCGAGUUUGGCACCGAAUGUGAAAUUGGAUUGUAUGUAAAAUAUGGUACAAUUUGUGGUCUUUGGGUUAUGACAUUUGCAGGGAUGAAUUAUAAAUUAGGCGAGUUAGGUUAUUUUGAGCCCUCCAUAAAGUAUUUUGUGAGAUAAUCAUUGAAUGCAAAUGUUUAGAAUUUUAGAAAUUACUAAAUAUUUGUAGCCUUGUGAUGAAAUUUGUGUUUCUUUUAAUUUUGUUCACUUUUAUGGAAGACGAUAUUUUAAACCCUUAUUCACAAUGUAUUAUGUGCCUGAUGCAAUAUGUUAUCUUGUGAUUGUUAUCUACAAAAAUAGGUUUUAGCGGGAUUGGGUUUUGUUCUAUUUUGGUAUGAAAAGUAAGAAUGAAAAAAAAAGUAACAAGAAAAGCAACAGUAGUUACAUCGGUUGACAUUUGCUUCAAAUCUAAAUAACAAAUCUAAUUUUUACCAUAAAAUAUACCGUAUUUAAGAUAUUCUUCAGCGAAUAAGUCAGUAAUGGAAUUACAUUUCCCAGUGUCUAAUAACCACAGAGAAGAGAAGUGUCCUGUUUUAAAUGGCUUUAUUUCAAUAUGCAGUUAAAGAUCUGAUGAUUCAACAGUCAGAUUGAUAGGUGCAUUGCUUUUCACCGGCAUAUACAUGCAUUUUUGAACCACCCACUAUAAUUGCAUAAAGUGACAUAAUCUGGCCUGGUCAAUAGAAUAAAUGUGCCUGCAGGUCAGGAAUUUUGAAUUUGUAUUUUAUUUUAUGUUUAUUACAGAUUUGUUGCAUUUAAAUAGGAAUUAAGCCCAUCACUCUUGAUGACCUUGUAACAUAAGGGAAUGAAGGCACCUAGUAUAGAUCAGAAGUGUUGAUACUCGAACCUUUUUUGCAAAUGUUGUUUCCAGAUUUUCUUUGUAGUACGACAGCUUUUAUUUACAAAAGUCAAUUUGUGCUUCUAUUAACUUUUUACCCUAUACACGAUACCUAACAAACAAUGUAAGGCGAGCGUGCAAUACAAACAAUUUCUUAUUUCAAUACUAAAUGGAUACACAGGUUUUCCCACAGAGCAUGAAUGUUUACUGGGCAAGUUUUUGGAAAAUGUGCAAAAUGAUACACUAGGCACUUGCAGUUUUUAAACCAUUAUUUAUUGCAAAUGUUUACAUGCGUUGUAAUAAAAAUUGUACAGUGUAAUUUGGUGACAGAUUAAACUUUGUGUCACAUGAUUUAAAAAAUAAUUAGUUCAUUGUUGGAAACUAGAAAGUGUUUUGUUUAGCUUUUUUUUGUUUUUUUGUUUUUUCUUGGGGGUUGAACAAAUGUGUCUGUGGUGUAACUGAGGUUGUCCUUCCAUAAAUCUUGGUCUGAGAUAUUUCCAUAAUAUGAAUUUCCAUGGAGAAAUGAUUUCAACCAGGUCAUCUUGUUUUUCGUCAAGGUUGAUGGCUUGAAACAGUCUUGGCAACUAAAAGAAACCAAUAGCACUGUAGUCAUUUCCAAAAAGCAAUCCCUGCAUCUUCCCAGAAAAAAAAAAAAAAAAAAAAAAAAACACUAUGCAAUGUGUUUGUGUUACUGCAGAAUGCUACUUGCUCUUUUGGUUGCCUGUUUAAAUGGUUUUAAAUAAAUGGUUCAUAGGAUAACAAAGUGUGUAUUAAAGAAUGUGUAAGUAGCCUGGUGAAAUGAAAGUGUUGUGUAAACACUUCCAUGUAGUAAUGUGCAUUCUUUGUAGGUGAAAAUGUAUAGCUUACACAUUGUGAAAUGUUAAAGGCCCUCCUUUCUCUUACUGUAAAUAUGUGGGUCUGUUACAAAACUUCACUGGAGUGGCCAGUUGUAUAAUAACUGUUCUAAUUAUAUUUAAGCUUCGUUAGAAUGACCAGUCAGGAGCCCCCCCCCCCC